Molecule: messenger RNA, 1745 nt
Organism: Schistocerca americana (American grasshopper)
Lineage: Eukaryota; Metazoa; Arthropoda; Insecta; Orthoptera; Acrididae
Product: E3 ubiquitin-protein ligase MARCHF3-like
Exons: 4
Coding region: 328-984 (218 amino acids)
Biological process (GO): protein ubiquitination
Molecular function (GO): ubiquitin-protein transferase activity; zinc ion binding
Source: RefSeq, a predicted model, not a curated record
UCCUUAAAACCAAGAGUGCUGUACUAAGGGUAUGUUUUCCUGUAUUUGGCUCAACUUUUUCUGGUUCUGAGUAUUGUAAGAAUUGGGAAUAUUUGGCUCUUCCCUUAUUCCCCAUCUUGGAGAUACAAGAGAUCUGUUAGGAAGUCAUUCUUCGCCUUCUCUUUCUGUCCUUCGAGAAGUUUUCUCCUGUGGUCCAGACAAGGAUUUGAUCUUGAACAAGUCCAACUUAAGUGGUGAUUUCCACGUCUUUGUUUUGUUUUGUUCUUUUUUGUUCCAUUUUGAUCCUGCAAGAAUUGGGGAUUUAUUCGCUCAACACCGCAGAGCCACAUGAAGUGCAAGGCUAAUUACACAGGGAGCUUGCCUGGUAUCCCUGAGGCACCAUCAAUGAUACAACUUCACCACUGCCAUGCAGCCCUUGGCAUGGAUUGCAUCACACCUUGGAAUGACAAGACUGGAAUGUUAAUUUGUCCAUGUGACUGUUUAGGGGCACUAGGACUGAUUCAUAUUAGUUGCCUUGAAAAAUGGCUGUCAACUUCAAACACAGAUAAAUGUGAAAUAUGCCAAUUUAGAUUCAAAAUUGUACGGAAACCUGGUUCAUUUUUGCAGUGGUUGAAGAGCAAUGACAAAAUGGGAGCAAAAACAGUGUUGGGGGAUCUCCUGUGUCUUGCUUUACUUACGCCAUUAAGUCUUGCCUCCGUCUAUAUAUGCAGUUUUGGCGCCUUUAUAUAUAUGAGCCAUGGAGCAUGGGAAGGGGUAGGUCUUGCUGUGGUUGGUUGUUUCCUGCUGAUGGUAUUCCUCCUGUGGUGUGGCGUGACAGCAAGGUAUCAUUGGAAGCUGCUGAAGGAAUGGCAGAGGAAGUAUCAAACAGUUCAUGUUUUGUUAACUGGAAAGAAAACUCUCACUGAAUGUAUUGAAAAGCAACAUGCACCAGCAAACAGAAAUGCUACUCAUCAUGAAGAUAUUGAAAUGAGUGUCUUCGUAUGAUGGAUACUCUUUUGUAAUGUUAUUUAUUUUCUGCUGCUCUAUAUUUUUAAAUAUGUAUAUUUUUAAUUAUGUAUAUGGAAGUUACUAAUGUAACACUAGUUGUCUGUUUUGAAGGAUUCCAAUGUCACCAAAUUUUGUUGAAGGGUGGCAGAUUGUUUCAAAUAGUGACAUCAGGGAUCCAAGAGAUGUAAGAGCUCCUAAGGCAGCCAUUGCGUAUUGUUAAACUGAGCUCCAGUGCUUCUAAUAUUCUGUGCCUUGUGUUACACGGUUAACGAUUUUAUACAUUAAUAUACAUGUUAUAUUUUAUGAAGUGCCUUGGCUGUUGGUAUAAACAGCAGAUCACAGUUGUGUGUUAUUAUAGGUGAUGUCUGUUUUUAGACUGAUAAAUGUAAGUGAAAAGACCAGUAUUAAUGACAGCUUUAGAAGGUGUAAACAACUAUUUUGACUCUAUUUCUUUAACUUUCUAAUCAGUAAUUUUAAGUGCCUUUUUAACAGUACAGAUUUGUCAUUCCUGUCUUAUGUAAGUAUUAUUACCAGUGUUGAAGUACAAAAUGUUAUAAAUGUCACUUACCUUCUCUAAAAAGUACUAACAAUAUGAACAGCCAGGAAUUUUCAGAGUUACGAUAAUAGCACAAAGAAGUGUAACAGUAUUGCAUGCAAAUACUGUAAUAAUAUUCACCCACAUUAUUUUUAGUGUUUCAUCAUGUUGUGAUAAAUGUACACUAAUUUUUUUUGUAAAUCUUUGAAAGAAUAGUGAUUUU